GUUUGCCAAAAUGUGUGCAAAACGCGUGAAAGAAGAAGAGUGCGAGGAGCAAGUUUGCGGGAGCAAAGAGGAGAGCGAGCGACGGCGUCAACUAGUUUUCAGGCAACCUCGUCUGGUUUUACGCAGAGCAGAGGAAUCCUGUGAAGUGCUGCCAGGUGACAACUGAACUGAUGAGCGAGACGUCAGCGACGGACACGUUGGUCUUAAGCGGCAGGUGCCUAAGCCCACUCACAUUCAAGAGGAAGAGCAGGAGGAAGGUCUCCCUGUCGUUAAGGAUGAGAAGGAUCUAGAAACGUUCUCUAUCAAAGAGGAAGUGGAGGACAAUAUCACUAAGAUGCUAGUUAUGUUUGUCCCUUUGAAGGGUGAGGAUGAUGAGAACAAAGUUCAAUGUGAGGAGAACAGAGGGGCGGAGCUUCGGAGCAGCAGCUCAAGUCGACGCGUGACUUCAGAACGCGAUCGAGACCACUGUGGAGGAUCACAAGCAGACAGCCUGUUAGCGCCGCUAUCGGACAGUGACGACAUGACGUCGCACUCUUCUUUCACCGACGAUGAACCCUCUAAAGGCGAAAUGACACGUCACCGUGACAAAAAAUGCUGGAAAUGUUCUCAGUGUGACAAAACCUUUGCCUACAAGUCUGUUUUUAUAAAGCACAUGAUGAUCCACACUGGAGAGAAACCUUUCGCCUGCUCCGUUUGUGGCAAAAGAUUCACUCAAAGGGCCAAUUUGACGACCCACGCGAGAACCCACACUGGAGAGAAACCUUUUACUUGCCAAAUUUGUGGUACGAGCUUCUCCACGAAGGGAAGUUUAAGGUCACACACAAGAACCCACACCGGAGAGACGCCAUUUGUUUGCUCGUUUUGUGGUAAGCGCUUCACUCAAAGGGGAAGGUUAACAGAUCACACAAGAACGCACACGGGGGAAAAACCUUUUUCAUGCUCAGUUUGUGGCAAAAACUUCUCUCUAAAGGGAGAUUUAAGAAGGCAUACAAGAACCCACACUGGGGAGAAACCCUUUUCCUGCUCAGUUUGCGGUAAAACAUUCUCUGUAAAUGGUCGUUUAACAAGGCACACAAGAACACACACUGGAGAGAAACCUUUUGUCUGUCCAGUUUGUGGUAAGCGCUUCACUGAAAGGGACACUUUAAAACGGCACAAACGAAUACACACGGGAGAGAAAACAGCCGCUUCAGUGUAUGACUUUAGUUCAAAAUCGAAAAAUGUUUAUCCUGAGCAGAAUGCGUGGCGCUCCACGGUGGAGCAGCAGGAGCCGGAACACCCCCACAAUCACCAGGAAGAGAGGCCAGAGCCGGUUCACAUUAAAAUGGAGGAGGAGGAGGAAGAGGAGGAUACUAGCAACGUCCCAUUGACUUGUGUCAUUGUGAAGAGUGACGAUGAUGAAGACGACGGACAAAUUGAGCAGAACUAAAGUGAUGACGUUUGUCUUGUGCCUGCAGGAUUUGAUACUGUGGCCCACAGGAUCUUUCUGGCUCGUUUGCACCACCUGCAGGGUGUUAGUGGUAGUGCUGUUGAGUUCGUGCACCUACGUCAUAAACUCACGUGACUUUUGUUUACCUCGCCAUAUUGCUGGUCAAGCUAAGCAUUGCUGAAUGCUAAGUCGGUUGGAGACAACACGGAAAUAUGUCUUGUAGCACGACGCCCAGAGUCUUGUCCGAUACCGUCAGACAUUUAGAAGGUGAAAAUAAACGACGGUACGUGGAAAAAUUAACCCUAACUCGGCAUAGAGGACCCGUAUUUAAUGCUGAAGUCGACGUUUUCGCCGAUAAGAAAUUGGACUGUUAAUUCGCUUCCGCUGGUCUUGGACAACUGGAUGCACACAUGGAUCUGGUGAGUAAGUCGUCGAGAUUUGCACGGAAAGGUUUGAAAGCGUAGGAAAGUCUGGACGUAUACGAAUACUUCGUUGGCGGAUUUGUUCUCAAUCCGGAAUCAAUCCCACAUAGUGACGGUUUUGACGGCUCGUGAACGCGGAAGCGUGUUCGGCCACACGUUAACCGUUGCCCGAAUCCAUCCAUCUUUUCAGCUAGUAUUCGAUACAAAGGCCAAUAUUUCAAUGAAAAUGGUGACGUCACGUGCGCAGGUUCUAUCAGGCAGGAAAGCCUCGGGUGGCUUGGAGUCCUACUCCGCCCCAGUGUCUGGGUUCCACAAAGUUCUAUUUUGGCCUUCCUGGUCUUUUCUUUCAUUUUACUGCUGCUGCGUUUGCUCCUGAGAGAGCACAAGAUUCAUUUUUGUUGUUAUGUGGCCUGAAAGAAAAAGGACACAUUUCCCUUAGAGUCUCCUCUUGUCUUGCUUGAUGACAGCUGGCGUUGAACUUUUUGCAUUUUAAUGGUUAGAAAACAGAAAUUACAGUUUGGUCCUGUUGGCCUGUGUCAAUCCUCCCUGUUUACUGGAGGCCCCUGACACAAAUCCGAACUUGGGUUUUACAUUGGGCAGCCAUUUCAAACUGGAUCUGCAAAUCUUCUGCCAUCUUUUUUUCCCUCCAUCUUAGACAGCUGGCGGAAGUAAAGUUUUCUCUUUCACAACAGCACUUUGAAAUAGUUCAUCGCAUCUUGACUAUUGAUUACCGUUUUGGAGUUUUGGAGUCAGCCAGUCCAUCCUCAAAGGUUCUCCAGUUGCCUCCAAAAUGAUGUUGCUCGCCUCCUACCUGGAACGUGACGGAGGGAGCACAGAAGCCCUUUCCACUAGUUUCCUGUGCAUUUAAGACUCAAUUUUAAUAUGAUUUUAUUUAUGAUCUCACCCCUCUUAACCCCUCUGAGCUGCUUCACCACCGCCUACGCUCUUGCACGUCGCUUCAGGUCAGCUGAGCAGACGCUGCUGGAAGUACGGAGGAGCAAACGGAGGCUCACCGAGGACGGAACUUUGUCUAAUGCCGCCCAAUCUCUUUGGAAUAAGACAGCGUUUGCUAAAUUUUAGAGAAGAUCCCUCACUGUGCAUCUUUAAAACUUCUCUUAAUACCAAAAUGUCUUCUUCGGCGAUCAGCUCAGCAUAAGACUGCACUGAUAUUGUGUUCUACUGCUUUUAAAAUUGCUAUCAAGGUGGCGUUAUGUUUUAUUAUUUGGACAUGCUUUAUUUUUGUUUAAUGUACAGCUCUUUGCGUGCAGCUAUCGUUGUUUUA
Syngnathoides biaculeatus (alligator pipefish) is the source of this 3133-nucleotide messenger RNA. Its product is annotated as gastrula zinc finger protein XlCGF7.1-like. The record is from RefSeq and is a predicted model, not a curated record. Gene Ontology annotation, molecular function: RNA polymerase II cis-regulatory region sequence-specific DNA binding; DNA-binding transcription factor activity, RNA polymerase II-specific. Gene Ontology annotation, cellular component: nucleus. Lineage: Eukaryota; Metazoa; Chordata; Actinopteri; Syngnathiformes; Syngnathidae. Gene Ontology annotation, biological process: regulation of transcription by RNA polymerase II. The transcript is spliced from 3 exons. Bases 335 to 1429 code for a protein of 364 amino acids.